AUGCCGAAGAAGGUGGCGUUUCGACCGAUCCAGCAGCCCUCGUUUGGACUCAUUUCAGAAUCGUCGCGCGUCGAGCAUGUCGUGCGACAGGCGAGUGGACCUCCGCCAUCCACGUUGUCCCCGCAUCGUCGACUGCGCACCGAUCUUGGCCAGCGAUUCGUGCGGAUGAUGGCGACGUUGACCGCAUUGGCGCAUUCGCAUCUCCGCGACGACACCACCAUGCCCACAAUCGACGUUCCCCCCGUGCAACUCGCGCCACACACAAACGCCCCUCCUCCCAGACGAAUGCGUGAUGCGACGCCGUCGUGCACGAAAGAGUGCACACCCACAGACAAGCCACUGCAACCCGAGGCAAGUGCUGCUGCAGUCGACCAAGUGCACGACGAGGGCAGGGGACCACCCGUGCCAGCGCUCGUCUUGGCAUCGACCUCAACCAAGAAGCGGCGACGAAAGCGGCGAGUCAAGCGAACGUGGAAGACGUCGCAUGCGACGUGGUGUCCAAGUCAAGCGGAUGCCAACAACAUCUCCGCAUACAACCGCGAGUCCGAGUUGCGCAAGCUCGAGCUCCUGCACACGCUGAGCACAUUGCAGCAUCCGUCUCUUCUCCGUUCAUCUUCUCGGGCCUCCGUUCGAGGUGCAUCAACGCGAUCCAAGUCGUCGUACACGACCAUCACGUGUCCCCACGACGACGGCAUGUACGCCGACGACACGUUAUCGCAGCCGAGCGACUGCAUGGCCAGCAUCGAGGGCAGCCGCCAAGAGCCGUUGGAUGGCCCGCCACCGUCGCCUCAACCAAAGACAAUUACUAUCGAGAUACGCCUGAAGCUGGACCCGCCGCGACCCCCCAGCCCCCCUACAGCGUCCAACUCGUCCCUGCAACGGACUCAGCAAACGAAGACUGCCAGCACCAGCCCCCCGUCGUCGGUGGCCAGCGCCUCCUCCCCCUCCCUUCGUCCAGUUGAGUCGACGACACUUGACCAAGCCCCUUCUCCAAACGCCCCAACGCUUCCAGCGCCCAAACUCCAUCGCCACACCCCCACAGUCAUCACCCGCGAGAUGGCGGCGUGGCUGCGGCAACAUGGACUGUUCAAGGUCAAGCCUCGCCACGAGCUACAGCUCACGAUGGCGGAUCAGCUUCCCCUCCAUGCAUCCUGA
Molecule: messenger RNA, 1155 nt
Organism: Aphanomyces invadans
Lineage: Eukaryota; Oomycota; Saprolegniomycetes; Saprolegniales; Verrucalvaceae
Exons: 2
Coding region: 1-1155 (384 amino acids)
Source: RefSeq, a predicted model, not a curated record